AUGAAAACGAGUUCGAUCUCGAUCCUCACAUCCCUGUCCUCCUUAUUGCUUUCCACAAAUGCCUGGCCUCUGCUUCCAAAUGUACUGGAGCGAAGAAAACCUGCCUCAUACUCGGUGGUCGCGGUGGAUGGCGGUAGCACAGAAGGAAGUGUUGCAUCAGCGACCACUGUCACUGAUGCCGUGACGCAUACGGAGACUCUCAUGACAACACAACUUUCCACUCUUAUGGUGACCGAGUCAGACACUCCCGCCACGAUUGUCCUCACUGUGACGACCGCAGCGCCCACCACGAUCACCGACUAUAUGCCAGGCUCGGUCACGACAGAAAUUUCCUAUUGCCGCCGCACCGGAGCCCACGACGACAACAUCAUCAUCGUCAACAACCACAACAGAAACGACGUCAACGACAUCGGCUACGACAUCAUCGAUUACGACAGAAACGACAUCAACAGCAACGUCAUCUACGACAGAAACGACGACAACUACGAGCGCUACCACGACUACACCUGCAGCUCCUCCUCCACCACCAGCGACCUCGGAUGGAAUAUAUGUUACAACACUGCUCACCAGCAGCACGACAACGACAACUCCGACCGGGAAUUCCACUUCCACUUCUAG
This is a messenger RNA of Capronia coronata CBS 617.96, 618 nucleotides long. RefSeq lists its product as uncharacterized. The record is from RefSeq and is a predicted model, not a curated record. Lineage: Eukaryota; Fungi; Ascomycota; Eurotiomycetes; Chaetothyriales; Herpotrichiellaceae. The coding region runs from base 1 to 618 and encodes 205 amino acids. The transcript has 2 exons.